Molecule: messenger RNA, 1399 nt
Organism: Histoplasma capsulatum G186AR
Lineage: Eukaryota; Fungi; Ascomycota; Eurotiomycetes; Onygenales; Ajellomycetaceae
Product: LEM3/CDC50 family protein
Exons: 7
Coding region: 221-1399 (392 amino acids)
Cellular component (GO): Golgi apparatus; plasma membrane; endoplasmic reticulum
Source: RefSeq, a predicted model, not a curated record
GUUAAUUGUUCUAAACACGACGAGGGCCACGACGACCUCUUACCGUCAUUGCCACCAACAUUUCUACCAUCUCAGACAGGAUUGCACAAUCUGACGGAAGAACGAAGUACCCGUUAGAUGAACCAUAAGAUCCCCACUAACUCCAAACAAGUCCACCGAAGAAGUUGGUCAACAGGCAUUCUGCCCUCGUCAAGUCUUCACUGCCACGAUCACCGCAGCCAUGGCACCCUCAGAACCGGAUUCUGUAGACGAACAGGAUCCUCGAAAUGCUGGAGAUGAGAAGAAACAAAAGAGCCGGAGACCAGCAAACACGGCAUUCCGGCAACAACGCUUGAAGGCAUGGCAGCCUAUCCUAACUCCGAAAACCGUUCUUCCUUUAUUCUUCAUUGUUGGAGUCAUAUUCGCACCGAUCGGAGGCCUUCUGAUAUGGGCUAGUUCUACAGUGCAAGAAGUGGUUAUCGAUUACACGAACUGCGCCACCGAAGCUCCACUUGGUGAAGCUCAGCCUAUAAACCCAGGGAGCUACAGCUCGUCAUUUCGGUCCCGAAAUAUUGAUAGGCCGUCUUGGAAGCGCCUAGAUAACGUAAAUAGAACUUUUCCGGGCGUCGCACCAGUGAACACCACCGUAUGCUCGCUGUACUUCGAGAUUCCAAAUGAUAUCGGACCCUCGGUAUUCCUCUAUUACCGUCUCACCAACUUUUACCAAAACCACAGACGAUAUGUUAAGUCCUUGGACUUGGACCAACUCAAGGGCAAGGCUCUCCCCAAUAGCACGAUAAACGGGAGCCCCUGCGACCCGCUCAGGAUUGACCCGGAGACUCAAAAGGCGUAUUACCCCUGUGGCCUCAUUGCGAACUCAGUAUUCAAUGACACUUUCUACUCCCCCGCUCUCCUUGGGACAGUGGACAACCAGUUCUAUGAAAUGACCAACAAGGGAAUAUCGUGGAGUAGCGACAAGCAAUUAUUCGGGAAGACUGAAUACAAGCCAGAACAGGUCUGGCCUCCUCCCAACUGGCGGAAGCGGUAUCCCGAUGGCUACAACAAUAAGACUCCUCCCCCUGAUUUGCAUGACAAACUGGCGAUGAGAAAUGACAAAGAUGUUAUGAAAGCUGGAAGUUAUCGGAUUGACAUAGAUAGCAAUUUCCCGGUCACCCGUUACGGAGGGACGAAAUCCAUCGUUUUGUCCACAAAUACUGUGGUGGGUGGUAAAAACCCAUUCAUGGGAAUUGCAUACGUAGUCGUUGGUGGGAUUUGCAUCAUUCUCGGCGCAUUGUUCACGCUGGCACAUUUAGUUAAGCCACGGAAACUUGGUGACCACACAUAUCUGACGUGGAAUAACGAACAGCCUAGUACAGCCACCACAACUGGCCGUGAGCCCCGGUUCGGCGGCAGGUCGUGA